Molecule: messenger RNA, 289 nt
Organism: Cariama cristata (Red-legged seriema)
Lineage: Eukaryota; Metazoa; Chordata; Aves; Cariamiformes; Cariamidae
Gene: DAD1
Product: defender against cell death 1
Exons: 2
Biological process (GO): protein N-linked glycosylation
Cellular component (GO): oligosaccharyltransferase complex; membrane
Source: RefSeq, a predicted model, not a curated record
CGGUACGCCGAGCCGCCUCAAGGUGCUGGAUGCCUACCUUCUCUACGUGCUGCUCACUGGGGCGCUCCAGUUCGGCUACUGCCUCGGCGUCGGCACCUUCCCCUUCAACUCCUUCCUCAGCGGUUUCAUCUCCGCCGUCGGCAGCUUCAUCCUUGGCGUUUGCCUCCGGAUCCAGAUCAACCCCCAGAACAAAAGCGAGUUCCAAGGCAUUUCACCAGAGCGGGCAUUUGCCGAUUUCCUUUUUGCCAACACCAUCCUCCAUCUUGUCGUCAUCAAUUUUGUUGGCUGA